Schistosoma curassoni is the source of this 2607-nucleotide messenger RNA. Lineage: Eukaryota; Metazoa; Platyhelminthes; Trematoda; Strigeidida; Schistosomatidae. The record is from the annotation of a GenBank genome assembly.
AAUCUGAGACCUUGGUCAUCUGGAAUUUUCGUACGGUAGCUUAGGAUCGAAAAUUCUGCGAUGGAGCAAACCUGUUAUUAUAAAAUUUUAGGUAUUGAAAAAACUGCUUCAGGUGAUGAGAUAAAGAAGGCGUAUCGACGACUGGCACUUAAAUGGCAUCCAGAUAAGAACCCAGACAAAAAGGAAGAAGCAGAAAAAUGCUUCAAACUCAUAAGUGAGGCAUAUGAAAUUCUUUCGGAUCCUAAAAAGCGUGACAUUUAUGACAGACGCGGCAGGGGUCCUCAUGCUGGCGAGGCAUUCGUAUUCGAGGAUUCUGAUCCUUUCUCAAUGUUUACGCGGUUCCGCUUUCGAGAUCCCAUGGAUAUAUUCAGAGAAGUUUUUGCGGGCUCUGGGCUCGAUUCUUUCUUUGGCCCCAGUAUUCAUGACUUCCAAUAUGGUCCUCAGUUGGGUCGAACUCACAGGUCCAACUCUCAUCGCAACGCUGGGCGACAAUCGGGAUCUCCUUAUCAUCAUGCCGGACGUUCUAGUCAAGUGCAGAGCUAUGAUCCCAUGCUCGCAAACCCUUUCAUGGGUGGACUCUUUGAUUCUCCGUUUGGUGGGUCACUGUUUAGUCCUUUAAUGGCUUUUACCGAUUCUGGGUUCGGAAAUCCCCAGGGUUCUUCAUCAACCUCUGUCUUCAGUAGCUUUGGUGGGUCUUCAUGUGCGGGUGGUUUCAGGUCAGUUUCAACAUCGUCCAAGUACGUAAAUGGGAAAAUGGUUCGUGUGACAAAAGUGGUAGAGAAUGGUACUGAAACCAUUACGGAAGAAGUAGAUGGUCAAGUAACUAACCGAACUGUCCGUCAAUGUGGAAAUGGGGCCCUGCAAGCAAUGUGAUUUAUCUUCACACGAAAUAUACUUUGUUCGCAUAGUAAAACUAUAUUAAUUUUGUAUAAUCAGUUUCACAGUUAUUUGUUGAGGUUGAUAAAGUAAUAUUUAUGUUGUCUAAAUGACUGUCUUAAUGCGUCCAAUUUAUUGUUACGUCUAUUGGAUACUUUGUUCUUCAACUGCACUUAAGACAUACCACAUUCGAAUCCUCUUAUAAUACUUAUAUAAAAUAAAUAUAUCCCACUGAUUUUGUUGUUUAUUUUCACUUUUCAUUUCAAGGUAUGAUAUUCGUGUGGAAUCGCUUAGUUGUGUCGUCAAGUCUCGGUUAGCUAAAAUCAUUACAAAUCAUUACUGCAGGAAUAAUCCGCAUCAAUACAUAGUUUGGUAAUGAUAACCAGCUGGACAAAUUGAUCGUCCUAUCAAGUUUAUCAGCUUUGGUCUGUUAGUGACUACAGAAAUACUGCAAUUUUUGAUCAUCGUAAAAUUAAGCCACGUAUCGAGCGUGCACGUCACCCGAUUGUCUACUAAAGAAGUUUUAUACGGUGAUAUACUAUGUAUGACUUAUAAUGACAAUACAGCCGCUAAGAGCUAAACGCACAUUUAUGCUGUAAAUAUUCGAUCAUAGUUGUCGUCGGAGCAUUUCUCAAAUUAGUGAUGGAAGUUUCUGACACUAAAUAAACUUAAAUCAGCUGCAGCGACUGUGACGUGUAUUACAAAUUCGUAGUGAUUUGUGGGCGACAAUGAUAGUGAUUGGUUGUUUGCUUAGUCAAACUUAUAGACAGUCUGACAGGCAUUAGGUGUCAGCUUUCAAUAGCAUUUUGGAGGUGCAGUCAGCUGUUCAAUUGGAUUGACAUUCGACAUGGUUAUCAAACUAGACAUUCUGGUGUUCAUACGCUUACUAAGUACCACAUUUUGGAAUACUGUGAUCAAAGUGAGCUGUUUACAUUUGUACAAUUACAAUUUUUCAUAUGUUGAACAAAACACAAGUGAUAUCAGUAUAAUGCAUGUCUUUUUUACAAUUCUGUAGAAUAAACAGGCUACAAUCUCACUAGUUUUUUUACGAUAAAAUUUAAACACUAAGUAGAAACUUGGAAGCCAUUUCUUAAAAGAUAAGAAAUCUGACUACCAACUCUAUAAAAGUGCAAAUUCAUUGCAUUAAAAUUUGAACGAUAUGAAAAUAGAUCAAUAUCCUAAGUAGGUAUGAUUCCGAUCAAUUUUAUUUUUAACAAUAAUGAUAUGACUAUUUGAAGCGUGAUGUAAAGAUUUUCUGCAGACUGGUAAUAGAAACCUGAAUUACUUACAAUGACAUAAACAUCAUUGGGUUCCUCUUGAUAAAAUUAAAUACAAAUUCAUUAUUAAAAACACACCAAUGCUUUGCAAAAGACAUUAUAUAUGACAUAAACGAACAUAAAAAGGCUUUAUAAGGAAUACUUAGAAAACAGGCUAUUUAGUUCACUCUUUAAAGGUUUGUCAUUGGCACGAAACCUAUCCACCUUUGGUGGGAUUACAUUCAAGAAUGAUGUGAAAAAAAUCUGCAAUAUAGGGGAAGGUAAGAAACCCUUUAACAGGUUAGUAAUGUGAUGAAAUAGUCCUAACUCCUUAUCUGGCUGUCUCAUUACAGUAACACAGUGAGGCUGUUAAACUCAGUAACUCGAUAUUAUGGUGUACCAUUGGAAAUAGAAAUAAGACGAAAAUCUGAAUAUGACUUCCGAUUUUCUUCCUGAUAUUCAGUAGAGUUUGUCG